Seriola dumerili (greater amberjack) is the source of this 1253-nucleotide messenger RNA. Its product is annotated as cyclin-Y-like protein 1. Gene Ontology annotation, biological process: regulation of canonical Wnt signaling pathway; regulation of cyclin-dependent protein serine/threonine kinase activity. Gene Ontology annotation, molecular function: cyclin-dependent protein serine/threonine kinase activator activity; protein kinase binding. NCBI's taxonomy places the organism in Eukaryota, Metazoa, Chordata, Actinopteri, Carangiformes, Carangidae. Gene Ontology annotation, cellular component: plasma membrane. The transcript has 10 exons. The coding region runs from base 24 to 1049 and encodes 341 amino acids. The record is from RefSeq and is a predicted model, not a curated record.
AGCAAGACUGUUGUAGGUCAACGAUGGGAGGUUCGGUGUCUUGCUGCAUCUCUCCUAGAGAGAGUCCCAAGAUUCACAGGAGAGAGGUGGAGCUGGAGGAGUGUCCCAUCACCACCACAGAGGAUGUGAGUGAAGACACUGGGACCUACCUGCAGCACAUCAGUGACAGGGAGCUCCCGGAUGAACUGGCCCAAGAGGCCAACCCAUCUGACCACCCCAGAGCCAGCACGCUCUUCCUGAACAAGUCGCAGACAGACGUACGUGAGAAAAGGAAAAGCAACUACAUGAAUCAUAUGUCCCCAGGGCUCCUGACAAAAAAGUACAGUUCCUGCUCAACAAUAUUCAUCGAUGACAGCACAGUCAGCCAACCUAACCUCAAGAGCACCAUCAAAUGCGUUGCAUUGGCCAUAUACUAUCAUAUAAAAAACAGAGAUUCAAACCGCUCUCUUGACAUAUUCGAUGAGAAGAAGCACCCUCUAUCACGAGAAAAGGUUCCAGAUGACUACUCUGUGGUCGACCCAGAACACAAACUCAUAUACCGCUUCAUAAGGACACUCUUCAGCUCUGCGCAGCUCACUGCUGAGUGCGCCAUCGUCACUCUGGUGUACCUAGAAAGGCUGCUGACUUACGCUGAGAUGGACAUCUGCCCUUGUAACUGGAAACGCAUAGUUCUGGGUGCCAUCCUGCUGGCCUCCAAGGUCUGGGACGACCAGGCUGUGUGGAACGUCGACUACUGCCAGAUCCUCAAAGAUAUCACCGUGGAGGACAUGAAUGAGAUGGAGCGUCACUUCCUGGAGCUGCUCCAGUUCAACAUCAACGUCCCAGCCAGUGUCUACGCCAAGUAUUACUUUGACCUGCGCUCGCUGGCUGACGACAACAACCUCAGUUUCCCACUGGAGCCACUUAGCAACAAGCGGGCCCAAAAACUGGAGGCCAUCUCCAGACUGUGUGAGGACAAGUACAAGGACCUGAGUAAAUCUGCUAUGAGGAGGUCUGUCAGUGCAGACAACCUGGUUGGCGUCAAGAACUCCCAGGCUGUGCUGUCUUAAGUUUGCAACAGCCAUCUUAAAUCUGGUGAGGAGCUGGAAUAAUGGGUUUAGAGUGAAGCUACAGGAUGUGAUGCCACGCUGAAGAAGUUCAUCAAGAGACAUUUCCAUAGUAGAUUAUGUUAAUAUCAGUAACUAUAAAGUUCAAUCACAAAAUGUUGAAUGUCGACUUUGGGGAGGAACAAAAAAAAAAAAAAAAGAAGUUUA